Mercurialis annua (annual mercury) is the source of this 772-nucleotide messenger RNA. RefSeq lists its product as uncharacterized. The record is from RefSeq and is a predicted model, not a curated record. The coding region runs from base 148 to 657 and encodes 169 amino acids. Lineage: Eukaryota; Viridiplantae; Streptophyta; Magnoliopsida; Malpighiales; Euphorbiaceae. The transcript has 2 exons.
UGAGGGUAAAAACGGCACCGUUCCCUUCUAAUAAUCCCUUUUUACUGGGCAGAAACCCUAACCCAUCAUCGAUUGAAAUGAUUUUUUUGUAUCAGAUAAUUGAGUACUCUUCUUUAUAAAUUGAGAAAUUAGUAAUAAUUUAAUUCAAUGAAGAGGUCGAUGACAUGGAAAGAUCCGGAAGAAUCUUCGUCGUCUGAUGAGUCUUCGUCAUCAUCGUCCUCACAUUCAGACACCGGUGCUGCCGAUAACAAGAAAAAUGGAAAGAAACCGCAAGGCAAGUUUGCAAAGCGUAAGAGUGGUGCUGUGGACUUUGAUGAAUUGAGGAAACAUGGCUAUAAAGGCGGACUAUCAAUCCUCAAAGUUCCUCAACCUAAAGAUGACACAGUGCAAGACUGGUCUUGGUCUAGCGGCAAAGAACAUCGGGAGACCAAGGAAGUCGAAGAAUCUUACCAAGACCGACAGAAAACUCGAGCUGCAUUAAUGGAAGGCGAGCUACUUGCGAAUGUGCAAACUGCUAAAGAGAAGAAGAGCUUAUCUUUCUCUCAGCGGGAGAAGCGGAAGCGCGAUUUUGGUCAGGCUAGUCGAGGCAAGAACUUCGUUGAGGAGGAGAAGCGGUUUUCGAGAGAAAACGGUAUUUCCUCUAGCUUUGAUACUUGAUUACCCUUGUUCAUGUAAAACACUGUUAGAAAUGUAAGUCUCAAUGUACUUCUUGUUCAAAUUCAGAAAAGUUGGCAUUGUAUGCUUAAAAUAACAUAUAACAGAGCAUUCAGAA